Liolophura sinensis is the source of this 3552-nucleotide messenger RNA. Its product is annotated as cell division cycle protein 20 homolog. NCBI's taxonomy places the organism in Eukaryota, Metazoa, Mollusca, Polyplacophora, Chitonida, Chitonidae. The coding region runs from base 1181 to 2884 and encodes 567 amino acids. Gene Ontology annotation, biological process: anaphase-promoting complex-dependent catabolic process; positive regulation of ubiquitin protein ligase activity; positive regulation of anaphase-promoting complex-dependent catabolic process. The transcript has 8 exons. Gene Ontology annotation, molecular function: protein binding; anaphase-promoting complex binding; ubiquitin ligase activator activity. The record is from RefSeq and is a predicted model, not a curated record. Gene Ontology annotation, cellular component: anaphase-promoting complex.
GCUAAAAUUAAAAUAAUAACUGUUUUUUAGAACUGUUGGUGGAAUAUGUUGGACUUAAGCCAUGCUAAAAAAAUGGUCUUUGUAUGGGGAUGACCCAACCCUAUUGGAAAUAUUAAGAGCAGAUAAAGAUUUUAAAAGGAAUUAACAUGAUGAGAAGAAAGAAAUCCCAUCAAAAGCCCCAGUGCAGUAACAACUCUUUUUGGGUGAUCAGUCAUAGGCAUUAGAUGUAAUUCUCUAUCUGUAGAUAAGUUUUAACCUGACAUUUCAAUUUCGUUAUUAGUAUCCAUGGUUAUUUGUAUACAUUAAUACACAUUUGUCAGAAGUCAGCACUGACAGUUGUGGGUUUUGUCUGACAAUCAAGGUUCACAGCUUGACUGCUUGAACUCCCCGAUUAAAAUAAUGAAUACACUGAAUAAAUAUACUAACUGUGACAUUUGUUAGUUUCCUCUGUUUUACCUUAUAUGGUGAAUUUGGGUUUUAAAAGGUUAGGCAAGGUGUUAGUCAAAACUGUGUAGCCAACUGGUACAUGUUCUGACUGCUUAUUGUCCUUGAUCAUAUCCAAUUUACAGACUUGUCAAUAAAUCCAGAUGGCACUGGGUCUGAACAAAGGAUUACCUGCCCCACACCCCCAAACUCUCUCCUAUCACCCCCUUUCCCCCACUCCACCCCAUGUCUUCCUUUGUGUCCCUAAUCAAAGGUACCUAGAUACUAGCACCACCAUGUGGUCAAUGAUAUACAGCUAAGUUUACCUGAUAGGUGAAUUAGACCUCACACUGAUUCCAGGUAAGUAGCUUGAUCUGUGCUGAGGGGACAACAACUCAGUAACUGUAUUGUCUGGUUAAAGGACAGUUUUUAAGGACAGUAGACAAGGUCAGAUUUGUCUGAACUGGACAUGAUGUUUCUGUUUGGGCUUGUUAGUAUCUCUGUUCUUGUAGACUGUAUAUAACCCGGGUCAGUGACAGUCUCAAACCAUUCCAUUUUGUCCUUUCACCUGAACACCAGUGUAAGAGUGCCUGAACACCUGCUCUUAGAAAAUUCUAAGUUUCUGCCAAAAGGAGAAAGACUGCCACAUUACCUGUCAAGAUUGAACAUCUGCUCUAAGAAAUUGCAAGUGUACUGCAAAAAGAGAAGAAAAAAACCUACCUCUUUGUCUCUUGAGGCAUAAUAUUGAUAAGUAACCAUGGAUAUCAGACAUCGUAUGAUUUUACGAAGAAGCAUGUUGAAAAGGGUGCGUUUUUGUCCCUCAGGUAGACUGAGCAAGCGAGACUUACUGACGCACAAUCUUGCUGCAAACAACGACCCUCUCGUCAUGGCACAGUUCAACCUGGAGAAUGAGAUCAGCAAUAUCCUGAGAAUGGACGGAGCUUUGACGCGAGGCCCCGCCAUGAGGUGGCAGAGGAAACAGAGCGAGACGGAACCUCGCCCUUCACAAUCCAUGGAUAACCUCAACGUCAGCCAGGGCACGAAAACCCCGAGGAAGCCCCUCAGCAAGUCCAGCCCUAAUACCCCAGAACACGGAUUAGGCAGCAAGACGCCUGGAUCUCAGAGCAAGAGAAAAACACCAGGUGCAAAACUGCCGAAAACCCCAAAGACGCCAAGCGGUGGUGACAGAUUUAUUCCGAACCGAGCCACAACACAGUUCGACCUGGGCCACUUUAAAUUGAUGAAACGGAACAGCCAGGAAAAUACCGAAGUGUUGAGUCCUGCCAAACAGGAGUACCAGAGAGUCAUGGAGGAAAACCUCAAUGGAGAUCUCUUGAGUAACAAAAUCAUCUCUUACAAAGCCAAGGCACCACAAGCCCCUGAAGGUUACCACUCUGAGCUGAAGGUGUUAUACAGCACCUCGAAGUGUAAGAGCAGUUCCAAAAAGAACCGUCAGGUGCCUCAGGUGCCAGAGAGGAUCCUUGAUGCACCAGAUAUUCUUGACGAUUAUUAUCUCAACCUGCUGGACUGGUCUGUUAACAACCACUUGGCGGUGGCCCUUGGUAGCAGCGUCUAUCUGUGGAAUGCUGGAUCAGGGGAGAUAAGCCAGCUGUUACAGAUGGACAAUCCUGAAGACUAUGUGGGAGCAGUGUCCUGGAUUAAGGAAGGAAACUACCUGGCUGUGGGCACAAGCUGUGGGGAAGUUCAGUUGUGGGAUGUGGGACAACAGAAACGAAUCAGAAAUAUGACUAGUCACGCGGCGCGGGUGGGUGCCCUUUCUUGGAACUCUUACAUCCUCAGUUCUGGCUCACGGAGUGGCUUCAUCCAUCACCACGAUGUUAGGGUGCCUGAUCAUCAUGUAGCCACAUUAGGCAGCCAUACUCAGGAGGUCUGCGGGCUCAAGUGGUCACCUGACGGCAAAUACCUGGCCAGCGGAGGCAAUGAUAACAUCCUGAACAUCUGGUCAUCUAGAGAUCGUGCUCCACUCACCGAUGUUCGACCCUUGUACAGCUUCAGCAGGCAUCAAGCUGCCGUCAAGGCCUUAGCAUGGUCACCCUGGGAAGCUGGUGUAUUGGCCAGUGGGGGUGGGACAGCUGAUAGACAGAUUUGCUUCUGGAAUUGUAACACAGGUGCUUUCCUCAACAGUGUGGACACGAAGUCACAGGUGUGUUCCCUUCUGUGGUCCAAAGAGUACAGAGAACUGGUAUCCAGUCACGGAUAUGCCCAGAACCAGCUGAUUGUGUGGAAGUACCCGACUAUGAACAAGGUCACAGAACUGACUGGUCACACAGCUCGAGUCUUGCACAUGGCCAUGUCUCCAGACGGAUCCACUGUCGUGUCGGCGGGUGCUGAUGAAACUCUUCGACUCUGGAAGUGUUUUGCUGCCGAUCAGCAGAAGAAAACUCAGAAAUCAGCCAGCAAGAGCAAACCCAGUGCUAUCUUCAGGCCGAUGAUUCGGUGAAGUCUUCAUUUCAUCCCAGCAAGGCCCUAGUGCUAAUGGAUCUGGCUACAUUAUUCAGUGCAAUUUUCAUCACAUUAUUCCAUCAUGGAAUUCCAUUAUUCCAUCAUGGAAUUCCAUUAUUCCAUCAUGGAAUAAUAUUAUUAUUAAUAAAGUUUGUGUAUAUAGAGCAUGCUAACUUUGCCACUUUUACAACACAUAGAUCAAGUUCACACAUAUCGCUUUUAAAUCAUUCAAACAUUCUUUCAUUUCAGCACAUACUUUACAUAUAUCGUGGAUAUAAGUAAAUGCGCCUCAGACUAUACUAAAGAAUAGUGAUUAAUGUAUUGCAUUACAUUGACAUUGUGCUCAUUGAAAAAAACAUGUAUAAUUUUUUUAUACAUAAAAACAAAGGAUAUUUCUGAAGCUUCAGUGCCACAGAUUUCCCAACAUUCACAUGUUCCUACAAUCUAGUAGGUAAAUUUGUAGAAAUGUAUUUUUAUAUCUAUAUAUAUGUAUAUAAACUAGUCUGUUUUUGGAUGAUACUUUUGGUAGUUUGUGCAAAACCUACCUGAUCCCACUUUUAUAGGUUAUGUAAUAGUUAGUUUUGUGGCGUUAAUGAAAAUGUGGAAGAUAAAAAGAAAACAUAACAGUUCUUGUUGAGUUGUUUUCAGUGUUUGUUUUUUGUGUAC